Penicillium diatomitis is the source of this 3744-nucleotide messenger RNA. RefSeq lists its product as uncharacterized. The transcript has 5 exons. Gene Ontology annotation, biological process: regulation of DNA-templated transcription. NCBI's taxonomy places the organism in Eukaryota, Fungi, Ascomycota, Eurotiomycetes, Eurotiales, Aspergillaceae. Gene Ontology annotation, molecular function: histone acetyltransferase activity. The record is from RefSeq and is a predicted model, not a curated record. Bases 1 to 3744 code for a protein of 1247 amino acids.
AUGCGGCUUGAUGGCGAGAGAAUCCCGCUACUACAAGUGCCUGAGUAUCCGUUGCAAACGCGUCGUUUGUUUAUGAUCAUCAAUCCACCUUCGACCUGGAUCCUUAGCUGCGCUCAACCUGCGCCUCCCGCCUUUAAUCUCAAGCUUGAAUCCCCCAAGACGCGCCCGAAUUUUUCGUCAGCGAAGAAACGUUUGGAGCUUGCAACGAACCCCCAUGUGCUGUCGGAGCAUCAUCAACACGAGCGGAGCGAGACUCUUAGCUUAAUCCCGCCCGGCCUUCGUCCUCAAACAAAGACCCUCGAUCGCCCCAGCGCAUCCACCCUAGAGUUUGACUGCGAGGAAGAGCUGGCGACUGUCGCAACACCCAGUAUGGCGGCGCCGGUGCCGCCAGCGAUCGAUGACCCGGAUAAGCUGGACCCUCCUGCCGAUCAAGCAGACAGUGACAUAGACGCCGAGGGAGAGGAAGAAACAGAUCUAUACGAUAUGGACCAGCAAUUACAGCACGCAGUUCAUCAAGCAUUCUCGGGCGAAGUCGCGGAGGAAAACGUUGAUGCGGUAGUACAUGGUGAAAUACCGAGCCCCAGGAAUCGCUACGGACAGCAAAAUGGCGGGGACAAUGAUGAAACGGAACCAGUCGGCGCGGUGAAGCUUCCCAAUCUCGAAACGGAUGAGCAUGAUUCGGAAGGUGGCUCAGAGAACGGCGAUGUUGAAUCUGAGACUGCGGAUGGCGAGGUCGAUCCUGCAUUUGAGGAAGAAAAUCGACGCGCAGCCUCACAAUUAAGCGAGUCCGAGUCAGGAGCCGACGAUGACUGGGAAGGGGAAAGCAACGGCCAUGAAGACGUCGAGAUUGAGAAUCCCAAUGCAGCUCUUUGCAUCUUUUGCACACAAGACGAGGAACACGAUCCAAGUGAGGAUUUCGAGGAAUGGUUUACUUGUGCAGUUUGCGGAGAUCAUUCUCAUCGACAAUGUGCUCGGGAACAGGAAGCUCAUAAUGAACUUGAAGGGUCUUGGAGAUGUCCUUCAUGCGUCCAGAAUAAUCUCCAACCUGACAACUCAGAAUCACCAACAACUUCCAAGCCCAAAAUGACUCACCUAGCGAAGGAGCUACUUCCUGCCCACUCAGGGAAUGAAGAGGAGGGUUUCCAUUCGAUAUUUGACAACAACAUCAGUGACGAGCUCUUGAACAGCUCACGGUCACUUCGGAAGAGGAAAGCCUCAUCGAUCGAGGCGGAAGAGCACAUCCCAAUUCUAAGAAAGCGGCGACGACACAAUGACCUUUCUGAUUUCCCACCCCCUGCAGAUGGUGUUGGGGAUGAGAAAGUCCACGAUUCGGGAUCUCCUGCUCGGCAUAUGCGGCCCCGUCGAACGCGCGCUGUCGAUCGCGAGCAUUGUCGAGUGGUGACAAAACAAUCAGGCAAAUUGAUUCUGAGCUUUCGUCUGGACGAGAGUAAAAUGACCAAGAUCUUGAGUGGUCAAAGCCGACCCUCGCGCAAGAAGAGGAAACAGCCGCAGCUGCCAGCAGUGCCGCAAGAAGUGCAAGCCCAUUUUGCGCCAAUUCCACCACCACCUUACAACAAUUACUACCAACCCUUCCAUGAUCGCGAGAUUGACGAAUUGAAAUCAAAGCCUUACGGUGGUAUCCUGACCGAACCGGAGGCUGACACAUCCAAAACUUUGCCUUUGCAGGCGGACCGAGAGAAGUUUGAGCAGGCUCGUCAACGUGCAGAAGAGGAGUGGCAGCGAAGAGUCCAAGAAGAGGAAGCCAAGGGGGAAACGACGCCUACAGCUUCACAGAAAGUCUCCGGGCCCCCAUCGAAAAUCAAAUACAUCAAUUUUGGUGGAUAUGAGAUAGAGACAUGGUAUGCGGCUCCUUACCCAGAAGAGUACAGCCGCAACCGAGUACUCUACAUCUGCGAGUUCUGUUUAAAGUACAUGAAUUCGGACUAUGUUGCAUGGCGGCACAAGCUCAAAUGUCCCGCAAAGCACCCGCCCGGCGACGAGAUUUAUCGGGAUGGCUCAGUUUCGAUCUUUGAGGUGGACGGCCGCAAAAACCCGGUUUACUGUCAAAACCUUUGCCUGCUGGCCAAAUUAUUCCUUGGCUCCAAGACGUUGUACUACGAUGUCGAACCAUUCUUGUUCUACGUUAUGACCGAGUGCGAUGACCUGGGCUGUCAUUUUGUUGGAUACUUCAGCAAGGAAAAGCGACCCAGCUCCGCUAAUAAUGUUUCUUGCAUUCUUACCCUUCCUAUUCAUCAGCGCAAAGGCUACGGCAACCUACUCAUCGAUUUUUCCUACCUUCUCACACGCAUCGAAGGUAAAAGCGGAUCCCCUGAAAAACCGCUGUCGGACAUGGGUCUGGUAUCUUAUCGCAACUAUUGGCGUUUGAUUUUGUCUUAUCAACUUCGCGACCUUAAAAUGCCAGUCAGCAUUGCGGACCUUUCUGACCGCACUGGCAUGACUGCGGACGACCUUGUAUCUGCCUUGGAGGGACUACGUGCUUUGGUGCGAGACCCGGUGACCAAACUGUACGCUCUCCGUCUCGACAAGGAUUACUAUGAAGAAGUCAUCGCCAAGUGGGAAAGCAAAGGCUAUGUUCAACUGAAUCCCGAGGCACUUACUUGGACACCGUAUGUCAUGGGCCGCAACAACCAGUCUCAUUUCGAUAGAGCGCCACUACAUGCGGUCGCACCUCGCGAUGACCAUGAAGACGAAGACGAGGAGGAACUGGGAACGGGGGGCGUCGCAGAUGAAAACGCGAUACCGGGUGGGAAAGAUACCGAUGUUCUUGGGGCUAUCCCCGGGCCCCCUUCAACCGCUAUGCUUUUACAAACAAAUGGCACCCACCAACACGAACCAGAUUGUGAACCACCAGAGCCUGCAUCACCUCCCGACCCAGCAGCCGGCAUUCCACCUUCUCGCUUCGAGAUUUGGCCUCCCAUCCAUGUUCCUGCAGCGUCGAGGAGAAAGCUCGGUCGUCCAUAUGGCAGCCUGAGAGGGACCAUCUCUCGUACACCUCAGGCAACAAGAACAAGUGGUCGCAAUACACCGCGCCGUGCUUCAGCGUUACCUGGAUUAGUGCCCAAUACGAGUACCCCAACUACUCGUCGAGGUCGGAGCGCUAUGGCACUGGGAUCUCCAGCGCCAGAUGCCACGCCAGUCCAGGCUAAUGGUCAUAGUAGAGGCGAAGAUGAGGAAGAUCGUAUUGAGGAAGACGGACCACAUGAUCCAAGUCUGGAAGAGCUUGGCCUGGUGGUGGAUGACAGUCGAUCGUUCGACGAUGUCGGGUCAACCCAGAUAGCGCAGGUUCAGGCGACUGACGGCAGCGGCGAAGUACAAGAUGAGCUUCCUAUUGAGUCUAAAAUCAAUGGUACCGAGCACAUCGUUUCCGAGUCCAGCAAGGGUCGGGAUAACGAAGCCGCGAUCCAACAACCUCCAGGUUCCCCCCAAACGCCAGAGAAAAAAAGGUCAUCGAAGUCCAAGUCGCCACAAUCGUCCCCCCAAAAGUCGGAGGACAAGAAAUCUGCGUCGCCUGUCAAGUCUCCUCAAACUGUCAGUCGAAAGACGCUGAUUGAAAAGGUCGAAGUGGUGGUUUCAGCCGAGCCCGAACCUGCUGCACGCCGCAACAGCAAGAUCAGUUCGGCUGACACCGCACGCGAUGUGGAUUCAGAUGUCGAUGCCGAAGGCGAGGACGAUGACCUGGACGGUGAAUACGAAAUGGACGGUGAUGUAGUGAUGGGCCAAUGA